UAAUAAAAACUAAGACCUCUCUUUGUUUCAUUCAUUCACACAUUCACUUAACUCUUUGCACAUGAUUCAACUCUCUUUCUUUCUCUUUCUCAUUGAAGUUCUUUCUUGCACAGAUCCAGGUGACAUGAGAAAUAGGGGUUGUUAAAGCAUUGAAAGUGUGGAUGGUAAACUCAUGCGUGCAGAUAUAAAUUAGUUUGAUCCCUUAAUUAUUUAAGUGGGAUACUAGGAAGUUUCCCGAUUCAUUUGCAAGUGCUUCUUGUACAAUAGAAGAUUUGAAAAUCGGGAGUUAUAAAUGGAAGAAAUACAGUCUCAAUCAGACAAUUAUAGGUCUUCAUCCUCUUCAGCCAGUAGUCCCACAAGUAGAAUGCCUUCAAGUAACUUUUUCUAUUUGCGGAAACCUGGUUCUCUCAGACAAGCUAUCUCAUUUGAGGAUUCACCUGAGUGGGAGGAUACUGAUGUUGGUGCCAGAGUGGAGGAAGGAGGUGACUCUAUUAAUGCCGCAACCACACCUGUCUCCCCAUCUCUCUCAAAGCUCAAUAGUGGGUCCUUGCCAUCACCACCGCUGCCAGAGGGUGCAGCUGUUGCAAGAAAAAAUGCUGGCGCAUCAGUUGUGUGGAAAGACUUGACUGUUACUAUAAAGGGGAAAAGGAAAUAUUCUGAUAAGGUGGUGAAGAGUUCGAAUGGUUAUGCAUUACCUGGCACAGUGACAGUGAUCAUGGGUCCUGCAAAAUCUGGGAAGUCCACACUUCUAAGGGCUAUUGCAGGUAGAUUACAUCCUUUGGCUAAAAUGUAUGGUGAAGUAUUCGUGAAUGGGGUGAAAAUGCACAUGCCAUAUGGUUCAUAUGGAUUUGUUGACAGAGAAACCGCUCUAAUUGGUUCACUUACAGUCAGGGAGUAUCUAUACUACUCAGCUUUGCUCCAACUUCCUGGUUUUUUCUGUCAGAAAAAGAGUGUGGUAGGGGAAGCCAUCGAUGCCAUGUCCUUGGGUGACUAUGCAAACAAACUGAUUGGUGGUCAUUGCUAUAUGAAAGGCCUUCCUAGUGGUGAAAGAAGGCGUGUUAGCAUUGCUCGGGAACUCGUGAUGAGGCCACGUAUCUUAUUUAUAGAUGAACCUCUUUAUCAUCUUGACAGUGUCUCUGCCCUUUUGAUGAUGGUAACACUGAAGAAACUUGCAAGCACAGGAUGCACUCUAAUUUUCACCAUUUACCAGAGCAGUACUGAAGUGUUUGGGCUCUUUGAUCGUAUCUGUCUGCUUUCAAAUGGAAACACCCUGUUUUUUGGGGAAACAUUAGCUUGCUUGCAGCACUUCUCAAAUGCUGGAUUCCCUUGCCCGAUUAUGCAAAGUCCAUCUGAUCACUUUCUGCGUGCCAUAAAUACAGAUUUUGACAGGAUCAUUGCGAUGUGCAAAAAUUGGCAGGAUGACAAUGGGGAACUUUCAUCUGUGAAUAUGGAUACCGCUGUUGCAAUUCGUACACUUGAGGCAACAUACAAAUCGUCGGCUGAUGCUGCUACCGUUGAAACUAUGAUACUGAGACUCUCAGAGAAGGAAGGUCCAGUUCUCAAAAGCAAGGGAAGGGCUAGCAAUGCCACAAGAAUUGCAGUAUUGACUUGGAGAUCAUUAUUAAUUAUGUCGAGGGAAUGGAAAUACUACUGGCUUCGUCUUAUUCUUUAUAUGCUUCUUACACUGUGUAUUGGAACUGUAUUUUCAGGCUUGGGACAUUCUUUGUCCUCAGUUGUGACAAGAGUUGCAGCAAUUUUUGUAUUUGUAUCAUUUACUUCACUUUUAAGCAUCGCCGGAGUACCUGCACUAAUGAAAGAAAUCGAGUUAUAUGCCUGCGAGGAGUCAAACCAGCAUUCAGGAGCUUUAGUCUUUUUGUUUGGGCAACUUCUCUCCAGCAUUCCAUUCCUAUUCCUCAUCUCCAUAUCAUCAAGUCUUGUCUUCUAUUUCUUACUAGGGUUGCGAGAUGAAUUCAGCUUGCUCAUGUACUUUGUGCUGAAUUUCUUCAUGUGCCUCUUAAUAAAUGAAGGAUUAAUGCUGGCUGUUGCUUCUUUGUGGCAAAAUAUUUUCUGGAGUGUCUUAACACUAAUAACCAUACAUGUGAUAAUGAUGCUUGCAGCAGGCUAUUUCAGAAUCCGGAACGAGUUGCCUGGACCUGUAUGGACGUAUCCAUUAUCAUACAUUGCUUUCCACACUUAUUCGAUCCAGGGGCUUUUGGAGAAUGAGUACCUAGGGACCAAUUUUGCCGUUGGACAGGUGAGGACCAUAUCCGGGUUUCAGGCACUCCAUAGUGCUUAUGAUAUCUCUCCAAGCAGUAAUUCCAAGUGGGAGAAUAUACUGGUGUUGUUCCUCAUGGCAGUUGGAUAUAGAAUUCUUGUGUUUGUUUUGCUACAUUUUCGUGUAAGGAAAAAUGUAUCCCUACGUAGACUUUGCCAGUGUCAUCGCAAUUCAACAACCUGAGAUGAAUGCGAGUGGUACUAUCGAUCUUUGUCAGCGAUUCAAAUGGUAUAAUCCCUUUUCUUUUGGCUUUGCUUGUCCAAUCCAAAGUUGUCAUUCAUAAAUUUGGCUGUGAAUGUGAUAUAGGAAAGGAGUGCCAAACUUUGAUGCAUCAGAGGACAGAUCCACCUGACCCUAAUGUAAGGAAAGAAAGUUACUUGUUCUAUAAGCAAGAAUAGUGACAAAAAUCCAAAUUACAUCCUGUACUAGAAACAUUAAAGAAGAAAUGGCAGUAACAAAAAGCUGAAGAUGAUGAUUCAAAUAUUCAAACUGAAAUCAUCAAAACCCUAGUCAUGGAUGACGGAUAUUGGGAGGAGAUGGUUUUGCAUUGAAUUUUAGCCUUCAGUUCCUUGAUGAACUGUUCCAUUUUUUUUUCUGAUGAUCCAUUGAGUGUCAACUCAUUUUCUAAUGUUGCCUUCACCUCCUUGAACUUGUCUAAUGAUCCCUUGAUUUCCACUCAUCGGACGGUGGAUAUUAUCAGAAACUUCCUCCUUUGUGGUGGGCUCAAAUGAAUCUCAGUUCAAGUGUUGAAUUACCCCCGCAAUGAGUCAAAAACCCUCCUGUUCCUGGGUGGGCCAGCACUUCAUUUUGACAACACCAAGGUAUGAUCAUCGAACGGUCACCAAUCUCCUCCGCAAGAGGAUCAGCAUCUUCAGAGCUCACAAUAUCAGGCCUGAUCACCCAAAUAAAAUUCACUUUCCUAAGCAAAAGCUCAAUGGCUAUCUAUUAGGUCAGUUUUUUAAACAUGGGCACAUAGCUACCAAAAGACACUUACAAAACUGAGCCAUGAAGAUUUUUAUCGAGCCAUUGGGUGCAACUGGACACGGACCAAAGGCUACCCAUGCAUGAACUGGUCAUGGUUCAACGACCUGUCGAACCCAACAGGGAGUCCAUCAUGUUAUUCAUCACAUAAAAAAAAUAUAUGAAUAAUAGGUCUU
Durio zibethinus is the source of this 3432-nucleotide messenger RNA. RefSeq names its product ABC transporter G family member 3-like. Gene Ontology annotation, molecular function: ATP hydrolysis activity; ABC-type transporter activity; ATP binding. Gene Ontology annotation, cellular component: membrane. Lineage: Eukaryota; Viridiplantae; Streptophyta; Magnoliopsida; Malvales; Malvaceae. The record is from RefSeq and is a predicted model, not a curated record.